Messenger RNA from Rubroshorea leprosula, 5294 nucleotides. The record is from the annotation of a GenBank genome assembly. Lineage: Eukaryota; Viridiplantae; Streptophyta; Magnoliopsida; Malvales; Dipterocarpaceae.
AUAUAUAUAUAUAUAUAUUUUUUCAGAUUGUUAUUUGACAUCCUCUUCUUGUGUUACGUACUGUUCCAUCUCUGUAGUUAAUUUCCAGCGAAUUUCUCCACCCGCCUUCAGCUUUGAGCGUUGGCAAGAGGACCUUCCAUGGGUCUAAAUGACAAGGUGUUGGGUCGAGAUAGUGAUAAAGAUGCUAUUCUUCAAAGGUUGCUAGAAGAUGGAGGUAGUCUUGAACAAGACUUUGUUAUUCCCAUUGUUGGGAUGGGUGGACUAGGGAAGACAACUCUUGCUCGACUUAUUUACAAUCAUGACAAACUAAAAGGCAGGUUUGACUUGAAGGCAUGGGUUUGUGUUUCUGAUGAGUUUGAUGUUGUUCAAAUAACAAGAACCAUUUUAGAACAUAUAACUGAGGUAAGGUGUGACUUUGAUUUUGGGUUUCUUCAAGAGAAAUUGAAAGCUAAGUUAUCUGGGUGCAAGUUUUUUCUUGUAUUGGAUGAUGUUUGGAAUAAGGAAUAUGGCCAAUGGGAUGUCUUGAAGAGACCUUUCAUGUCAGGAGCUCCUGGAAGUAAAAUAAUUGUCACAACUCGAAAUAAGGAUGUUGGGACAAUGAUGAGAGGAGAUGAUCGAGUUUACAAUUUAGAAUUGCUACAAGAUGAUGCUUGUUUGCCAUUAUUUACACGACAUGCACUGGGGAAAGAGAACUUUGAUGUGCACCCAUACUUGCAAGAUGUUGGUGAGAAGCUUGUUGAGAGGUGCAAAAGAUUGCCAUUGGCACUAAAAACACUCGGUGGCGUCUUGCGGGGAAAGCUAUGUCCUGAUGAGUGGGAACAUAUAUUAAAUAGUGAGAUAUGGAGUUCAUCAGAAGAUAGAAGUGGAAUUCUUCCUGCUUUGAGAUUGAGCUAUAGUCAUCUUUCUUCUCACUUGAAGCGAUGCUUUGCUUAUUGUGCUUUGUUCCCUAAAGACUAUGAAUUUGACAAAAAGGAGUUGGUUUUGUUAUGGAUGGCUGAGGGCUUGUUACAGCAACAGUCACAUGGAAAGAAGCAAAUGCCAGAGGAGAUUGGUCAUCAAUAUUUCCAAGAUUUGUUAUCAAGAUCACUCUUUCAACAAUCAAGUGGAGAUGAAUCACGGUUUGUGAUGCAUGAUCUCAUAAAUGAUUUAGCUAUAAAUGUUGCUGGGGAAAUAUAUUGCAAUCUUGAACGUAGCAAGGGUGAUGAAAAAUUAACGACGGCUCGUCAUUUGUCAUUCACUCCACACAUAUAUGAAAUCUCAAAAAGAUUCACAGUCUUGGAUAAAUUGAAGCCUUUGAGAACAUUCUUCCUGCUAAAAGCACUUGGCCACCACAAUAUCUUCUUUUUGUCUAACAGAAUCUUGCAUGAUUUCCUACCAACUUUAAAUCGCUUAAGAGUGCUAUCUCUUUGCAGCUAUCAGAUAAGCAAGUUACCAGAUUCUUUUAAACAUUUGAAACAUAUUCGAUACAUUGAUUUGUCUUGUACAAGGAUCAAAUGUUUACCUGAGGCAGUGGGUUCUCUUUUUUUCUUGCAAACACUGUUAUUAUCUAGUUGUAAAGAGUUUACUAAGUUGCCUACAACGAUUGGAAAUCUAAUUGAUCUCCAUCAUCUUGAUAUCACUGAUACGCCAUCUUUAAAAGAGAUGCCAUCUUUAAAAGAGAUGCCAUCAGGAAUAGGCAAUCUUAAAAAUCUUGUAACACUGUCCAAAUUUAUCGUGGGGAAAGCAAACGGAAUGAUGAUCAGUUUAUCUGCUUUGAAGAACUUGACACAACUUCAAGGAAGACUGUAUAUUCUAGAUCUACAAAAUGUUUUGGAUGUUCAAGAUGUUAGGGAGGCCAACCUAGACAAGAUCCAUGGUUUGGAAGAGUUAGCCUUGAAGUGGACUACUUCUAAUAAUGAUGAAAAUGAAUUAGUCCAUGACAUGCAAAUCCUCAACUGGUUAAAACCUCAUUCAAAUUUGAAAAGUCUUGAAAUUUCUUACUAUGGUGGCAAGAGACUCCCAAAUUGGGUUUGUGAUCCAUUAUUAUUUUUGAAUUUAUCAUCCAUGAAGCUCAGCAAUUGCAUGGGGGCAAUUGAAGUAGUAGGUUCUGAGUUUUAUGGGCGGCAUGACUCUUUUCCAUCACUGGAGGAACUGGAGUUUCAGGAGAUGUUAAAUUGGAAGGAAUGGACUCCUCAUGCUAGAAGUGAAGGUGAAUUCCCUUGUCUUCGUAAGCUUGUGAUUCAAAAUUGUCCUAAGUUGUUAGGACAAUUACCUAACAACCUUUCUUCACUUAAAGAGUUGGAUGUUAGACAUUGCAAUGCGAUGCUUUUGAAGAGUAUAGGUGAUCUCACCUCACUUGCUAAUUUGAGAAUUAUCGGUAUUUCAGCACCGACUUGCUUGCCUAUGAGUAUGAGUCUUCCAUCAUUGAAAGAGCUGCAUAUUGAAUAUUGCAACAGGGUGCUUCUGAAAAGCAUGGUUGAUCUCACUUCCCUCACUAACUUGAUAAUACGGGGUAUUGUAAAACUAACUUGCUUGCCACAGAGUUUUACACGGUUCUUGACAACAUUUGAAACUCUAUAUAUUGGAAAUUGCAAUGAUCUUACUUGUCUAUGGGAGGAAGGGGCAGAAAUAGAAGAAAGCGUCUUGCCUUUCAAUCUUAAACAUCUUAUCCUUAGGAGUUGUAGAGCUUUGGAGUCAUUACCCAAUGCAAUGAUGAUGAGGAUGGAUGGAAGCAGUAGCAGGAACACUAGUAUGUUGAUGCCGAGACUGGAAAAGUUGGAAAUUGAUGGUUGUGAUUCUCUCAAGUCUUUUCCGAGAGGCAAAUUACCCAUCUCACUUAAAUACUUAAGAAUAGCAAACUGUAAAGGCCUUGAGUCUCUACCGGAUGCCGAUAGUGACAAUAAUAAUAGCAAUCUACAUUUGGAAAUAAAGAAUGUUCCAUGUUUUUAUUCUUCUGAGGGUUGCCAUCAGCUACCAGCUUUUCUCAAGAAAUUUGAAGUUGGUCGCUGUGAGUGGUUAGAAUCAUUUCCAGAGAGGAUGCUGCAACAUUUUUUAGAUUCCUUACCAGAAGAGCUGGGAUUAUUGACCCCCAAUCUUCGGAAGUUGGAGAUAAAGUGGUGUGAGAAUUUCAAAUAUCUCCCAAAUACGAUGUACCAGAUGAAAUCUCUUGAAUUGCUAUGGAUGGUAGAGUGCCCCGGCUUGGAGUUUAUUCCAGAUGGGGGUUUACCCCCAAACUUAACAGAUCUUCAAAUAGAGUGUAAGAAUUUCAAGUGUGUGCCGAAUACAAUGUACCAACUCACAUCGCUUCAGAAGCUAUCAAUCCCAGGUAGGGCUUUGACGAUGGGCCUCCAAAACCUUUUGUCUCUUCAACACUUGAGAAUUGAGCAGAAAUUUCCUCUGGAUAUUGUGAUGCCUUCUUCUUUAACCUUUCUGAAGAUCUGGAAUGAAGAAAAUUUGGAAUCCAUACCUGGGGGGCUCUUCCAAAACCUAAGCUCCCUUCAAGAGUUAUGGAUAAUUAAUUGCCCAAAGCUACGAUCUUUGCCAAGGGAAGCCUUCCCUCCCUCGCUUGGACAACUAUGCAUCGAGAAGUGUCCACAUCUAAAACCACAGUGCUUUGAGGCGAGAGGAGACUACUGGAAUCUCACCUGGAGCAUCCCCUGCGUUGAGAUACAUGAGGAUGAGGUUUACCUCGAUUUUUGAACUAGCUACAACCAAUUGUUGAGGUAGAUAUCAAGAAGUUACUCCAACUUAGUGUCUACAUGUUCCCUUAUUUGCCCCUUCCCCAUCUUGUAAGAUUCAUCAUCACAUUUCCCAUAAUUUUAGUGUUUGCUUCCUUGAAACUGUGUAACACUCAACUUAUAAUUAGUUCUUGUCCUGUUUUGAUCUUACAGCAUCUGAUUAAACCCUUUGCUGUUUUCAAGUCAACUACAGGAUUAGUUAAAAGGUGAUUGAUCCAAGAUUCCAAGUUCAAGCCUCCCAUUUUAGACAAGUUCUUUUUUCAACAAGUAGGAGUUGGAUGCUUUGAUAUUAACGUUGCCUUUCAUAUAGGAGGUGAAGCUUCUGGUAUGUAUGAUGAGUUAGAAAUGAAUGAUCCAACAAUGUGCAUUGUGUUCCCUCUUUAUUCAUCUCAAGUCACAACCAAGAUUAUGGCACAAGCAUAGUUGCUUUAACUGUUGCUUUACUUAACAAUGGAUUGACUUGCAAAGUAGCUUCAAGAUCUAACAACUUGAUGAAAAAUGGUGGUGUUCACAAGAUUCGUCAUAGACUCAUGCUUUCAGCUACAAGCUUUUACCCUCCAAAGAAUGCCCUCUCUGGACACGGAUUUUCUUAGAGUUUUUCUUGUAACUUCCCUUGAUCAAUUCCCUUAAUCAAGGACAAUUUGAGGAUAUAUAUGAAAGUGGAUGGAAUAAUGCUUUGAGGCAGCAUUAUGUGAAAAUCAUUUCAAGGAUUCCCUUUUUGUAUAUAUCGGUAUAUCCAUACAUCUGGCGUUGAGAAAUGUCUUCUUGAACUCAUACAUGAACUGCAUGGGGCUUGGACUUUGAAAUGUACCAAGUCAGGGGAGCUUUAAAUAAUGGCUGGUGGCUGGUUGUGAUCAUUAUUGCAAAAACAAUAGAGAGACAGUGAGAGUGAGUUGCAACAGCAGCAGUCAGUAGAGGAGUUAGUUCUGCUAGAUGAUCAACAGUGAUUUGGUGUCCAAUUCCUCUUGGAAUACACUAAGCACACUUGUUGAAUUUAUCCCAAUUUGAUGGGAGAUUUUGACUCACAGCCUUAUUAUGGUGAUGACUUUGACAUUGGUGAUCCAAGAAUUUAUUCUUGAUGAUUUAUUGUUGUGGACAAUCUCUGGUGUUUCCUAAAGUAGAAGAAACUUCGUUGUUGAGUUUGAUUAUUUUCUGCUUAAUUGGGUAUAGAGAGGAGAAGAAUACUUGUUAAGUGUGGUAUUUGGUAAGCCUCUUUGAAGCAGUGUAUUAUAUACAGAUUGGUUUUUUAUCCAUGCAUCCCCAACGCUUGAAAAGCUCAUUGUUAUCUUUCUGUUCCCUAUAUUCAAAAAGCACACUAAUUAGAACUACCAUUUUUAAUUUCUUUCUUCAGUAUCCAUCUGCUGUAUCAUUCCAAAAGUAGCAGAGAAAUUGUGAGGGUGAGUUGUGACAGCAGCAAGAAUGUGUGGUUCAGCUGGAUCAACUGUUCUUUGGUCUUGGUUUACCACCUUCGAUGAGAAAGGAACAGGCAGAUUCAUCAACAACAAUUUCAGUCAGUAAUGAUGCUUGUUCGGGCAAUUUGAGGAUAAGUUAAAGUUUGUAUAAAUAAUGCUUUGUUUC